Molecule: messenger RNA, 1526 nt
Organism: Salvia splendens (bonfire salvia)
Lineage: Eukaryota; Viridiplantae; Streptophyta; Magnoliopsida; Lamiales; Lamiaceae
Product: lipid phosphate phosphatase 2
Exons: 8
Coding region: 437-1420 (327 amino acids)
Biological process (GO): phospholipid metabolic process; phospholipid dephosphorylation
Cellular component (GO): membrane
Molecular function (GO): phosphatidate phosphatase activity
Source: RefSeq, a predicted model, not a curated record
UCCAAUAUCUCAUUAUCUCUAAAAAAUAAUUCACUAAUCGUGAUAAUUAGUGACCCUUUUUGAGUAAAAGCUCUUAAUGAUUGUAGGCAAGAUUUGAUGAAGUUGGGGUCCAUUAAUUUUGAAGUUUAGACAGCAACAUGAGAAAAAUAUCUCCGUCCACAAUUUCCUUAAAUACUGUCACUUAAUUUGGUUUUACCACCAAAUCGCAAUGCCAUUCGUUGUUGUUGCAUUGCCUUCUUGUUGGCGCUGUUAAGGAUAAAAAGAUUCUAUUUUUCUUGCUAUUUCGGUUCAGUAUCUUUACGCGUCUUGUAAUUAUUUACCGUCUUUUCUAAACAACGUUUUACCCACCCUGCUUUUUUUGUGGGUCAGCUCUCCUUCAAAAUUCUUGAUUUUUUGAGGUUUAGCUUGGUGGGUUUGCUUCGAUUAUUGGGCGCAAAUGGGUUGGAAGAUUUCUUUUUGUCCCAACACGAAUCUCCGGACAAUGUUUCAGGUUAGGCCAAGUCAGAUUGAGCUAGAAUGUCAACACACUAUUAGGUCUCACGGGAGGAAACUUGCUGGAGACCACAAGCACGACUGGCUGAUUUUGUUGCUACUUGUGGUCAUAGAGAUCAUUCUGAAUGUCAUCAACCCAUUCUAUAGGUUCGUUGGAGAAGGCAUGAUGGAAGAUCUCAAGUAUCCGAUGAAGGAAAACACUGUACCCGUUUGGGCAGUUCCUCUGUAUGCAGUUUUGCUGCCUAUGACCGUGUUCUUUCUCUACUACCUUCGGAGAAAUGAUGUGUAUGAUCUGCACCAUAGCGUGCUAGGGCUGCUAUUCUCUGUAUUGAUAACGGGAGUUCUCACGGAUGCCAUAAAAGAUGCAGUUGGCAGGCCCCGACCGGACUUUUUCUGGCGUUGUUUUCCUGAUGGACGUGAUGUGUACGAUCGUUGGGGCAAUGUGGUGUGCCAUGGAAAACCGGGUGACAUAAAAGAAGGGCACAAGAGUUUCCCGAGCGGUCACACUUCAUGGUCGUUUGCAGGUCUAGGUUUUCUGGCCUUGUACAUGUCAGGAAAAAUCAAAUGCUUUGAUCGCAGGGGGCACGUGGCAAAGCUGUGCAUCAUGUUCCUCCCUAUCCUCGCUGCCUGUCUUGUUGGUGUUUCUCGUGUGGACGACUACUGGCAUCAUUGGCAAGACGUGUUUGCCGGCGGCAUCCUAGGACUCGUAGUUGCUACCUUUUGCUACCUGCAGUUUUUCCCACCUCCAUACCAGAAUGAAGGAUGGGGUCCUUAUGCUUAUUUCCGCGCUGUGGAGGAUCUUCGUUCCAUUUCUCUACCGCCAGAUGCGAUGACAAUGCUAGGAACGAACCAGCAACGAGUAGCAACGAGCGUCGUUAGUUCCAAUCUUGACUCAGCCUUUGAUGCCAUGGAGUCAGGAAGAAAGUAGUAGAAUUACUUUAUCAACUCUUCUAGCUUUGUAUCAAAUUUCUUUUUCUUUGUUUACCCUUUCUUUUUUAUAAAUCAUCUUAACCAAAAGCGUGGUUUAUCAUCAA